AUGAGAUGUAUUUAACAAUGAUCCUUUUCUUUCUUUCUUGGAAAUUGUUAGUUAUUACUUAUUCACACAGGAAUAUAACUGAUUGAAUUGAGCGAUUAUUACACGUAGGCCAGUAAUAAACUGUAGAGCAAGCAUGUAUUGACAGAGCAUAGCAUAUUGCUCUUCUGUGAUUAUGGAGUUGCAGAUAUUGUUAUUCAUUUGGAUUCUUCCGUUUCAAGCCACAGCAAAUUUAGAGAGGCAGUAUAUCUAUGUACAAAAGGAUAUGACAUGGACUGAAGCACUUGAUUAUUGCGCGCGGAAUAAUUCAGUGAUAUCUGCUCUCAGCAACAAAGAUUUAACAUCUAUAAGGGCAUGUAACCAGAGCACUAAAGAGUUAUGGACAAGUUCUUAUGUAUAUGCAACCCCUUAUAUAUCAAUAAUAGGUUGCUUCAGAAAUACAACUGCAACAAGUUUAAACUUCUCGAGUCUUCUGAAACCCUCGAUACUGGAUUGUCAAGAUCUGUGUUCUUCCUCAUCUUUGUUUGCUAUCAUGGAUAAGAAGUGUGCUUGUUUAGAUAACAUAAACAGUGCCGUUGAGAUCACAGAUGCCUAUUUAUGUGACGUUCCAUGUGAUGGUCCUUUUUGGUGUGGAGGGAAAGACAGCAUGAAUGUGUACUCCGUCGUUGAAGAUUUUUUCAGUAGAAGACAACGUUUAGCAAACCCAGAUUUUACUUCUUGUGUGUCAUACCAAUGUGUUGAUAACAGAUAUGUUUACAAGGAGGUGGACUGUAGCUCUGAAAAUAUAUCAGAAGCAGCUUGUAGUACCUUUUUUUCUUGCACAUUUGAGCCUGGAGAACCAUGUUUUCUCUUUCAAGCGAAAAACGAUGAACAUGAUUGGACAAUUACUGUCAGCAGCACAGGUAUUGGACCACAGGAAGCUUAUCAAGGAUCAUACUUUGCAUUCGUUAAUGACAGCAGUGGUACCUAUAAGCAAGGGAGUCGAACAACUCUUGGGUCAAAUAUAGACUUUCCUGACUCCAAAGACAGUGACUGGUGUUUACGGUUUUGGACCUUUCUCCCAAAUACUAGUGAUGUUGGACGCCUACAAGUUUACACAGAGAAAACUGGUGAAAAAUUGUUUAUUAAGAACUUUACCAACAGGCAAGAUGCCGAAUGGAACUAUGCCGAGUUUGAUAUCCAGGUUCACAAAAACGAUAGAAUUUUCUUUGAAUCAGUUCGAGGUGUAAAUGGAUCACAUUUUGCAGUAGAUGACAUUACGCUUAUAAAAGGAAAAUGCAGAAACACGCAUUCGAGUGUUUUAUACAUGACGGGGGAAGUAAAAUGUAAUUUUGAAGGGAACAAAGACAUUUGUUUUGAUCAAGACCAGAAAGAUAAUUUUGACUGGAUAAUCGCACGGAAUGAACAAAAGAUAAGAGACCAAAAAACCGGACCGAUGAGCAGUAUAGAAGGAAACUAUUACAGCUAUAUCAAUACAAGUGACGACAAGGAACGAAGAAAUUCUAAAGCUGUACUUAUUUCCAAAUUUUACUUAACAGAUGUAACUAUAACUUUCAGUAUGCAGUACCAUAUGAAUGGUAAGGACAUAAACACACUUAGAGUCUACUUAAAAAAUGGAAUGAGGGAACUGGAUUUUUUCAGGAGAACUGGAAAUCAAAGAGAAGAUUGGUUAAGGAUUUCUUUUACCGUCAAAAUAGAGGGAACAUGGAAGUUAUUUAUAUCAGCAAAUAAAGGCUAUGGACCUCUGGGAAAUAUUGCCAUAGACGAUAUCCAGAUAAAAAUCAAUCGACAGGAUCUAAAAUAUAAUUGGAUGAAUCAGAAUGAGAGAUGUAAACACAAUCUGGGUGCCUAUGCCAUCAAUCAUCAACAAUUACCGGACCAGCCUUGUUUUUCAUUUGAUUUUAAUCGCUGGACAGGUAUUAUCAGGCCUCAAAGAAGAGGCUCCGCGAUUAAUGUGUUGGCAAAACAUCCAACCAAAGUGAAAAUAUACAGGAACCUUGGCGGGAACUAUGAAUAUGUCUGGGAAUCAUUUAAUUUAACUUUUACUCGACGAUUUAUUUGUGAAAAGAAUUCAAGCACAAUUAAGGACGUUUGCACGGUGAUAAAUGAGAAAGAAUCCACAUCUUUACUUAACCCUGCGAACACAACAUCCUCCAAUGAUACAUUAGUGGGAGUGCUCAUUGCCUCUGCUGCUACUAUACUUGUUGUCAUCAUUAUCACGCUGAUUUGUUAUAAAUGGAAGAAGACGUUACAAAAUGGAAAGAAACCUAAUAUUACUCCAGUAGUUAACGAAAAUGCCGCAACUUAUCGAAGCAACAACGAAACUAUUCUUAUUCAAAGCAAACGACCAACUGAACACAAUACGUUGGAGAUGGAAGAAAAUAAUCAGAAGACACACCAAGAAGAUGAAAAAAGAAAUCUCCAUCAAAAGAAAAGAGAUGAAUUACCCACGCAAGAUCAUGACCAAGCUCAUUAUGUAAACAAUGAUAUGGUGUCCACAAAUGAUGACCUUUGCAGUGGCAUUGUAGAAAACCAAUAUGAGUCCCCAAUGAUGCCUCCUGAUGACACACAUACAUACAGUCCAUUAAUUUAUUUCUAAUUUGUGACAUUGCGAACCUUUUUACAUAACUUCUUCCUUAAUUUUAAGGAACAAUGAUGCAAAUAUUAAAUGACAGUUAAAUCCUGCGAGCUUCCAAAUUUCAGGGUAUGCAUACAUCAAAUUAUUAAAUUUAUUUCAUUUCCUUUUAAAGAUGUUUCCAAACUGAAGAUAAUAUUUUAUAAAUUUUCUCUAUGUUCCUAAGAAAAAACAAUGCUUUUUGAGUCCGAAUAUCACAUGUUUAUCUAUGCCUGUGAAAAAUGUGUCCAUCAGCAAAAAUUAUCUUUCUUUAAUUUCACUUUUUUUUGUUUUUGUUUAAGAAAAAAAAAUACAUUUCUACAUAGUACACUGUAAAUUAUAUAAGUUCUGAUAAAGAAAUAUAAAUAUUUUAAUUUAUGGUAGGAAAAUCAACUUUGUGCAAAUGUUUAAGAUAGAAAAAAAGAAUAACUCUCAGAUAUUAAGCAACAGAUAAUACAAGUCAAUGUUAGAAACAUAUAAACUUCUUGCCAAACGGCUUGAUUACAGUGUAUGGAUAUUACAGAUAUUCAAGGAAAUGGCUAAGUAAAUAACACAAUUUUUGGUCAUUUUUGGAUUUAAUUUCUUUGGAAGUUAUCUCUCUUUUUAGAGGAAUCUUACACGAUCGACCUUAAUGUCAUGAAAUUGUUAAGUUGUACAGCCUUUCUUUGU
Molecule: messenger RNA, 3280 nt
Organism: Saccostrea cuccullata (small rock oyster)
Lineage: Eukaryota; Metazoa; Mollusca; Bivalvia; Ostreida; Ostreidae
Product: MAM and LDL-receptor class A domain-containing protein 1-like
Exons: 18
Coding region: 173-2596 (807 amino acids)
Cellular component (GO): membrane
Source: RefSeq, a predicted model, not a curated record